AUCAACGAUAUAUAACGAGGACGCGUUGGUGUCGAGAUAAAAUUGAAAUUAAGAGAUGCGGCAGUAUCUCGCGCCACAUAUAAGCGUAGCGAAAACUGCUCAGAACUUAUACAUGAUGUUUCUUCGGGGUAAUAGCAAGUAUUUUUGGCAGGUACUCUUGCCUGCCGGCAAGCAUGAAAACGUUUGACACACGCAAGAUUUAACUGAAGCUCGUCUUUUCGCACAUACAUAAUCAUUGACUGUUCGUUUGACCUAUAAAGCACACUUUAAAAAAAGAAAAGAGAAACGAUGUUGUGUAGCAUAAGAAAUUGCAUGCCGUUUGUAGCGAGACGGAUUUCACUAUUUCGCCAGAUUAACAAACGAUACGAGAUAAAUAAUAACAGCGAGUUUGUGAGCAAGGUGAUGAACGGCACUGUGCCGGUUAUAGUCAAUUUUCACGCGGACUGGUGCGAUCCAUGUAAGAUACUGACGCCCAAGUUAAUAGAACUCAUAGAGCCUAUGGAUAAGCUAGAUCUGGCCAUAGUCGACGUGGAGGAGAAUCCCGAAUUGGUGCACGUCUUCGAGGUGAAAGCUGUACCGGCGGUGAUAGCAAUCUCGAAUGGCUUAGUCGUAGACAAAUUUAUCGGUUUAGUUAACAACGAGAUGAUCGAGAGCUUGAUACAAAAGCUGACGCACGAAGGACCAAUGACUACGGAAAGUAGCGACACUAACGAUAAAUCGUAGUCAUGAACAUAGUGAAUUACGUAAUACACACUUUACGCUUCCAUUUCUCUCUAUCAACUAAAUGUAUUUUCAUACUUGUAGAGAGAGAGAGAGAGAGAAUUGUAACACCUCUAAGCUACUUCGUCCAAGAAUUAUGGCCUUUUUUUAUCUAAUUAUGCUCAGAUAAGCACUGUGUAGGUAAAACUUUUAGAUAUAUUUGUUGUAAAAUAGCAAUAUUAUAAUGUUAAGUGAUUAACGAAACUAAUGUGUAUGUAUUAAUACUCGUGAAUCUGUUAAUGUCCAGAUUAUAUAUUAUAUUGAAAUAUUUAUACUUCUAUACACUUAGAUAUUCUACAGGGUGCUCCCGGAUUAAAUGGCCAAAUUUGAAAGAUGUAUUUAGGACCUCAAAGCAAGACAAAUUUUCCUCUGGAAAUAUGCUCGUAAACGUUCCGUUCACGAGAUAUUGACUUCUGAAGUUAUGAACUGUUAGGAAUGAAUAAUUUCGAAAUAAUUCAGAUUUAUCCUCUUUAUUGCUUUUUAAUAAUAAAAAUUUAAUUAUUAAACGUUUUGUUCAAAAUGAUGGCCUCCAGCUUGGAGACAUGCAUUGCACCUAUCGAUGACUGAAUGAGUGGCUGACUGACAUUGUGCGUCUGUAAUUUCGUUACACGCCUGCACUAUCCUCCGUUUUAAUGAUUGAAGAUCAUUAACGGGCACUUCAUACCAGUUUAUUCGACGAAAGCAUUCAACGAACUAAGUAUGAUGAUACGACGCUUUCUUUACCAUGCAAAUAAAAGCCUAUCAAUGACCUUCGAUUUCGUAAACAAAGUUCCGUCGUACUGUAUGUUUUGCGAUUGGUUUUUAAAUCAAACAAAUUACGAUUUACAAUUCUCACAAAACAUUUUAUGGACAGAUGAAGCCAUAUUUACCAGACAAGGAAUUCUGAAUCAAAGAAAUAGUCAUAUUUCGAAAUUAUUCGUUCCUAAAAGUUCAUAACUUCAGACGUCAAUAUCUCUUGAACGGAACGUUUACGAGCAUAUUUCCAGAGGAAAAUUUUCCUUGCUUUUAGGUCCUAAAUACAUCUUUCACGUUUGGCCAUUUAACCCGGGAGCACCCUGUAUAAUACAGAGAGCUUGUUCAACAGCCUAUAUUCUUGAAUCGACCAAAACGAUGGUAGAAAUUCUCCUUGCGAUGUUCGAAAGAUGCGAGACAGGAGUCCUAUAUCAUAAAGAAGAUUAUUGUAGAAUCUAUUGCAAAGUAUAAAACACCUGUAAACUGAAACACUUGUGAUAUAUAUCUUUUUAGAUACGACUUUUUUCAAUAUAUAUUCUUGAGAUAGCUGUGCGUAUCUUCGCUUAAUAUUUAUAUAAGUAUAUAGUAAAACCAAAUAAAAAUCACUCGACGAGUCAGACCGAUAACAAAUUGUGUGCAAUGAUGAUAAGUCUGCAAAGUGAUACGAAUUGCGUUACUUUGGACGUGUGACGAUAGAUAUUUUUUAAAUACACUUUAUACACAUAUACAUAUAUUUUUUUCUGAUAGCUUACUUUCAUU
Molecule: messenger RNA, 2250 nt
Organism: Vollenhovia emeryi
Lineage: Eukaryota; Metazoa; Arthropoda; Insecta; Hymenoptera; Formicidae
Product: thioredoxin, mitochondrial
Exons: 2
Coding region: 289-723 (144 amino acids)
Cellular component (GO): cytoplasm
Molecular function (GO): oxidoreductase activity, acting on a sulfur group of donors, disulfide as acceptor
Source: RefSeq, a predicted model, not a curated record